Nicotiana tabacum (common tobacco) is the source of this 624-nucleotide messenger RNA. NCBI's taxonomy places the organism in Eukaryota, Viridiplantae, Streptophyta, Magnoliopsida, Solanales, Solanaceae. The record is from RefSeq and is a predicted model, not a curated record.
AUGGAGAUUGAGGAACUUACCGAGUUUACCUGGUUUAUUGAGGAAUCAACUGCUGAAAAGGUGACCAACUACGUAAGUGGCAUUGACCUUUCAUGUGGUAUCUCAUGGGCAUCUGCCGAAAAAGUAUUCUUUCCAUUUCGACUUAAUCCAAAUGUUGGUCAGUCAUCUAUUCACUACUUUCUUGGAAUUCUGUACUUUCAAACCAAAACUAUAUAUGUGUACGAUUCCUUGAGCAAUUCACCAUAUGAGCGUGCGUUGGAACAUGUCCAAAAUUAUGCCUGGUUGAUCACACACUUGCUCGAAUGCUUGAAUUUUGGCACACACAAUAAAACUUAUCAAGAAAAUCCUGUGAAAAGUUUUAUGAUUAAGUGGAUGAACACACCCCUACAGGAGAACAACGUUGAUUGUGGUAUACUUGCUCUUAAGUUCCUUGAGAUGCGGUUGAAGCAAGAUGAUGUUUUCAAAUUCAAACAAAGUGAUGCGUUGACAUUCAGGAGAGAAUUGGCUGCGAAUCUUUGGGCUCAUGGAAAGUGGAAAGAAGAUAGCGGUUAUGAAACUCCAGAGGAGCAACUAGGACAUGACUAUGAAGAAUAUGAAGACACUCUAUGUGAAUUUUCUCAAUAG